Mollisia scopiformis is the source of this 1090-nucleotide messenger RNA. RefSeq names its product alpha/beta-hydrolase. The record is from RefSeq and is a predicted model, not a curated record. Lineage: Eukaryota; Fungi; Ascomycota; Leotiomycetes; Helotiales; Mollisiaceae. Bases 44 to 907 code for a protein of 287 amino acids. Gene Ontology annotation, molecular function: arylformamidase activity. The transcript has 2 exons.
AUUUCUCUCUCUCAAAGACAUUCUAGCUACACCACUGUUCAAGAUGACCUCAACCCUCUCACAUCGUUUGGAAACCUAUUCGCGUGGAAUCGAUGCUACGAAACUCAAUACUGUAGACGUCUGGACUCCGGACACACCUGGCGGAAUCGCUGAGAGCAAGUUAUGGGUAAUUUACAUUCAUGGUGGUGCUUGGCGAGACCCAGAGGUUGAUUCGAAAAGUUUCGCGCCAGCUAUCAAUGUGCUUUGGAGCUCUUCAUCUCGGGACUCCUUUGCAGGUUUUGCGUCAAUCAAUUAUUCUCUCAGCCCGUAUCCUUCGCACAAGACCAUUCCUUCUACUCCAGAUGACGCAUCUAGGAAUGUUCAUCAUGCACGGCAUGUUACCGAUGUAGCCCAUGGUCUACAUUAUUUGCAAGACCGGUACAAGAUCCAUAAUCGCUAUAUUCUGGUCGGACAUUCAGCAGGUGCAACAAUGGCUUUCCAAUUAUACCAAGGAUUGUUUUCGGAGACCCCUCUGCCUCAGCCCAUAAGUGUGCUUGGAAUCGCUGGCAUAUACUAUUUCGAGGCUUUUGUCGAAGCUCAUAGUAGUAUACCUGUAUACAAGGAGAUAAUGGACAAUGCGUUCCCCGACCAGACUUUGUGGAGGGAAGCAUCGCCAUAUUCAAGCCGUCCAGGCAAAGAGACAUUGUGGGAACAUGCAGAAGUUAUCGUUAUUUCUCGUUCCGAAGACGACGAGCUUGUCGAAAAAGAGCAGGCCUCACUAAUGCUUGAACGUGCCCGUUCUAUCCCACAUGCACCAGAAAAAGUGUUCUUUCUCCAGGCUAGCGGACUUCAUGAUGAAAUCUGGAGCUCCGGUGAUAUCCUGGCUUCGCUAGUGGUCAAGACUUUGAGUCUUCACAAGACUUCUUGAGUCAUUAGUCGACUCGGCAAUUGUAUCCCAGGAGAAUAAGAUGGCCAAGGGCACCAACAUCAUCAGAUUCAUGCAGGUCUCCAGCAAUGAAACGUUUCUAUUCUUUAUUUUUUUUCUAUCGUGUAAGCAAGUCUACCCACUCCAACCAUUACCAGGCGCCGAACUCAAGCACACAAACUGCAA